Messenger RNA from Dunckerocampus dactyliophorus (ringed pipefish), 1150 nucleotides. It is a transcript of the gene endouc, whose product is annotated as endonuclease, polyU-specific C. Gene Ontology annotation, molecular function: RNA endonuclease activity. The record is from RefSeq and is a predicted model, not a curated record. Lineage: Eukaryota; Metazoa; Chordata; Actinopteri; Syngnathiformes; Syngnathidae. The transcript is spliced from 8 exons. The coding region runs from base 56 to 997 and encodes 313 amino acids.
UAUCGAUCCGCACAUCUACUACGCGUACUGCUGAAGACUUCUCACGAGUAGCAUCAUGUCUUCUAGGUUAUGUGGACUCCUUCUCCUUCUUGGGGUGGUCCUUGGUGGAGUCAAAGCGUCGAGACUGUCAGUAAACCAGGAACUUUCUAGUCUAUUCAACGAGCUGUGGAUUUUGGAUGUCAAUCGGAUGACGCCUGGUGUAGAUUACAACAUCUCCGUGCAGGGUCGAGCUGGUUAUGUAAGCCAGGGCACUCAUGUUGUGCACGAUCACGCGUCUCUGCCUCUCUUCUCCAACGUCAACGAGAACAAGAUGAGGAACACAACCACCAUCUCAAGGUUGAUGAAGCUGUUGGACAACUACGAGAAGUCCACCGGUGUGUCUGAACAAGUCACCGCUGAAGAGCGGAUUGAGACCAACCUCUUCCUGGACGCUGUCUUGGAGACAGAAGUCAUGAAGCGAGCUCACAGAUAUCUGGUGACGAAAAGACAGUCUUCUUCUGACGUGAGACACUUUAAGAGUCAGCUGCACCUGAUCUGGUUUCAUCUCUACUACAGACAGAGAAACACCGGGCCGGACUCGUGUGGAUUUGAGCACGUCUUUGUCGGAGAGAUCAAAUCUGCCAGUGAAAUCAUAGGAUUUCACAACUGGAUCCAAUUCUACCUCCAAGAGAAGAGCACACAGCUGGACUACAAAGGCUACAAGGCCAGGGAGCACGACUUGCCGGACCAAGACGACCACGUCCUGAACCUCCAGUUCAGUUGGCACAGCGUGCUCAAACCUGUGGGCAGCUCCUUCAUCGGCACCAGCCCCGAGUUCGAGAUGGCCGUCUUCACCGUCCUCUUCCUCAUGAACACGGAGAGAAGCACCACGGUGUUGGUCAACAUCGACCAGUGUCAGAUGGAGCUGGUGGUCAUCAGACAUGGACGCUCCCUUGGGACGGCGUACCCCAAGCUGCUUAGCAGCAACAGCAGACACGUUAGACAGCACUCUCACUGAUCUUAUUAUGAUACAUUCGAAUUUUCCUUUAUAUUCAUAUCAUACCUCUUCUUCCCACUAACGAAAAUAACCAUCAUUGUACUAAAAUGGAAUGACUAUGAGUUAACAAAAAAUAAUUAUAAUCUAAUAAAAAAAAACAUUAGUGGCACUGCA